This is a messenger RNA of Didymodactylos carnosus, 1239 nucleotides long. Lineage: Eukaryota; Metazoa; Rotifera; Eurotatoria; Philodinida; Philodinidae. The record is from the annotation of a GenBank genome assembly.
AUGUUCUUUGCUCGACAUGUGGCACAACCACGACAUCUUAAAUUUAUCACAGGAACCGCAGGAAUGCAAGUAUGUUGUGUACGAGACGAUGUUGUUCCAUACCCUUCAAAGUCAACAGUUGAUCCUGCCAAAUCAAUUUUAUCAGAUCCUCGACUAAUCAUAGAUUUUCCACCUAAUAGUUAUAAUGAAGCUUUACUUCAAGCAUAUACCGAACGAAUACAACCAAAAAAGCGUCGUGAAAGGUUACUGCCACCAAUACCUGGAUGGACUGCAAGUGGAAUGAUGAUUAUUGCAUUUGAAGACACAGAAAAUUGGCGAAAAGAAUUAGCUCAUAUUGCAGAAACUGUUGGACUAUUAACAGAAGAUGAAAUGUGUGAUAUUCAAAAUCGGAAAGAAAACAAAGAUUUGUUUCACAGUAAUAGUAGUUUACUAUUGGAUAUAACGAACAGUAAUAAUCAGCAACAGGUGCGUAAUAGUCCAAAUAAAAAUGGUAGUACAACAACACCUCCAAAAUCAGCUGGUCAAUAUAGUCGCAACACAGGACGAUGGAAUGAAACACCAAGAACAUUAAGUCGAGCAAGAACUUCAUUAUCUCGGCAACGUACAGCACUAUCGUCGUUAGUUCCAAAUCAUUUGUUUUGUGUAGAUGAAAAUGAGCGAGAAAUGUGGAUGCUUCAAGUUUUAUGCCAAAUACUUCAAACAGAAAAUCUUGCUGAUAUUCAGUCUUGGCUCGUGUCAUCAGGUCCAACAGAAAAAGAAGCUGUUCGUCAACUCAUUACAACGGCGUUGAAAGGAUUAGAAGACAACGGUCGUAUACAACCAACAGCUUACUUCGAUCAUAAUACAAAAGCCAUUCAAGUAAACAUGGAUUCAUUAUCAUCACUAGCUGCUCACAGAUUUCCACACGUUUCAUCAAAUCAAGCAUUGUCACCGUCACAAACAUGUGAAAAUGGUUCUGAAAAACAACAAAUACAACGUCCAAAAACAGCUCCUCAAUCCUGCUCUCAUGGUAGUAAAAACGAACGCGAAGUUCAAAAUCAAUCACGUUUAUUCAAAACAAAUCUAGUACCAAUUCAAGAGUCAACAAUUGAAAAUGAGGAACAAUCAUCAAAAAUACAAUGUCAGAGUUUAUCAAAAGAUCAAAAGGAAUUAUGUCCAUCAGUGAUACGAGACGAUAAGAAAGAUGUUCAGAUUUUACGAUUAGAUGAUCACGAUGAGCCUAGAAAAGCACCAUUUUGA